Cydia strobilella is the source of this 1048-nucleotide messenger RNA. RefSeq names its product iron-sulfur cluster co-chaperone protein HscB (gene Hsc20). Gene Ontology annotation, molecular function: ATPase activator activity; protein-folding chaperone binding. NCBI's taxonomy places the organism in Eukaryota, Metazoa, Arthropoda, Insecta, Lepidoptera, Tortricidae. The transcript is spliced from 3 exons. The record is from RefSeq and is a predicted model, not a curated record. Gene Ontology annotation, cellular component: mitochondrion. Bases 60 to 716 code for a protein of 218 amino acids. Gene Ontology annotation, biological process: [2Fe-2S] cluster assembly; protein complex oligomerization.
GAACUGAACUUGGUGACAUAAGUAUCAUAACAAUAACACUACUUCGUAAAACAUUGAAAAUGAAUAUAAUACGAUUGUUACCUAUUAAAGGCAGUUUAACAUUGUGCCAAACUCGUUACUUAUCCUGUUGGUCAUGCGGUCAAGACAUAAAACAGCUAGUAGAAAAUUUAUUUUGCUCAAAUUGUAAAUCGCUUCAACAGCCUCCGAAAGAAAACUACUUCAAGAUUUUGGGAGUGUCUGAAACAUAUGACCAAAAUGAAAAUGAACUAGCUAAGAAGUUCAAAGAACUGCAGAAAUACUUGCAUCCAGAUAAAUUUGGCAACAAACCGAAAGAGGAGCAAGAUAUAUCGGAAAACUACUCCUCAUUAGUUAAUGAAUCAUACAACACCCUCCUGAAUCCACUGACAAGAGGAAUCUACAUGUUACGGCUUAGCGGAAAAGAAAUACCAGAGGAGACUGAAGUAAAAGACCAAGCGUUCCUCAUGAUGAUCAUGGAGAAAAAUGAAGAAGUGGAGAAUGCUGAGACGGAGGAGGAAAUAAUGAAACUCAACAAGGAGAACAGGGAACAGAUGAAUCAAUUGCAAAAAGAAGUUUCACAGGCAUUCCAUGAUGGAGAUCUAAAAUUGGUUCUUAAACUUUUAAGUCAAAUGAAAUAUUAUACUAGUAUAGACCAGCAAAUACAAAACCUAAUUAGAAGUAAAGGAAUUAUUAGAUAAAUCUAAAUGAUGAUCUAAAAUCUUGUUUGCCACCGUUGUGGUAUAAAAAAAGAAAAAAAUGUAAGAAAAAUAUAUAAUAUAUUUAUGUUAGAAUAUACUCAUUACUUUGAGAUAAAUAUUGUAUAGGUACAUGUUCAUAAUAUUAAUUUAUAGCUAUACAUAUAUAUAUUAACCUAUAUAAAAAGAUGAUAAAAAUACGCAACUAUGUCUAAAAAAACUAAACCGUUAUUAGGUUUAAUCAGUUCCCUAACUAUCCACUUUUUCACAGUGCUAGUAUGGCGAUUCACAAAUAACUAUUAAGCUAUUCUAUUAAAUAUUUGUAGGCCUUAAAA